AUGCAGCCCCCGCAGUAUCCAUUCCUUGAAGGACAACAUGUCGAGGGCAGCGAAUUCACUGCUCCCUCGAUGAAUGCUCCCUCGUUCGAUGGUAUGGAUGCGGCGUCGGGUCAUCUUACGCUGGCCGAUGCCCUCAACGUCUAUCAGUAUGGGUCCUCUCUCACCGGUCAAGAGCCCAUACCCCAGUCCUCCGAUCGUGGAUUUUCAUCGGUCAUCGCAUCGUCUUCGCCUUACGCCAGUUCUGGUGAACAGCUUAAUUCAGCUUCGUCGGGGAGAAACUAUCACGGAUCAGAGUCCACCCAGCCGUACACGCAGUCGCAGCACCAAUGGGCCGACCAGCAUCAGGGAAGGGAAGCAUUGUAUCCAAUGGGGAGCCAAUCGAUGGGCUUAUUAGAUCCCGGCUUCCAAGACGCCAUUCGCGAGGCCGAUUAUUCAAAUCCACAGCCAGUAACUCCGCUGUCUUACCUUUAUCCACGCGGCGAGCCUUCAAGUACUGCCCGGCACGAGCGUCGCCCAAUGUCAAACGAUGGUGCUCCAGCUUCCUAUCCGGUUUCGGGUGCACCCGGUGGUGUCGUUCCCCAGCCUAUUCCGAACUUGCCCAACUCAGGAUUGACCAUACAUUCAAUGUCGAAUCCAACCGGGUUAGCCCCAAACACCCCCCAACAAUAUCCCCAGUUCAAUCAAGGCUCACUCCUUGGUGAACGUCCCCAAGCCCACCCUCCACCUUCCCAGAAUCCUUUACCGACGCCUACCUCGAACCUCGCCUCUUCCGCUGUCACAGGCUCAAUUCCUGGUCACCACCGUCCCUCCCAGCAUUUAUUUCCAGGGCCUAGCUCAAACCCCGCUCCUCCCGUUACAGUGAAACGCUCAACAUCUGGUCGACGUCGUCAGUCCACCCGCGAAGUCGCGACGCAGUCAGACUCGAAUCCCCCAGCAAUUCAAGGGCAAGCCCGGACGACUAGUACCACAUCCACGCUCCGUACUCAGAUUAGUCAACCGCUUGGCCAGGGCCAACCCACGUCGACGAGUCGUCGUGGUAAGUUUACUGUAUGGGUUUCGACGGAGCCGAUUCCGUCGGAUGUCGACGAGGUCCAGGUUGGGCAAGUUCUGGGGUCUACCAUUGUUCACAAAAAGGCCCAGGGCAACCAACCGUCUGUUCUGUUCGUCAACCACACGCCGGACACCCUGCGCAGUAAAUAUGAGCCCAAAGACGAAGAGACCACAGCAGCUACUUCUUCAUCUGCUCCAGCCCCCACCUCAGGCAAUGGCGGGGCGGAAGCGUCCACCUCGUUGCCCACCUCGUUGCCAGCCCAUCUUCGAGAGAAGUUACUUGAUCCGAAAUUUCUGGAGCGCUUGGGCAAGUCGGAUCCUCGUUCAAUAACCACCAUCACCGACAUCUUCCAGACGUUCCACGACAAACUCACCGAAGAACUGGCGAGAACCGCUCCGACGUGCAUACAGCAGGAGCCCUUAAAGGAAGCGAAGACCAUUCUCAUUUCCUGGGGCCUGCAGUACGUCUUGAACAAUAUGACCACUGGGAUGAUCGUCUCGCAAGAGGACCUCGAGCAGAGCCUUACAAAGCGCCUCAACAGUGGCGAUGUCAUCGGGCAUGUGUGCCAGGCUUGGAAAGGUGCCCAUAGCAAAGUCGCUGAGAGUCGCUCGCGUUCUGGAUCCACUCCGACGUGUCGUCGCCCGCGAUCGACAUCUCCGUCCCGGAUGAGUCGACCACGCUCGGUAUCAUCUCCAGGCUUAAAUGCUCGCCCUCGCUUAUACUCCCGUUACUUCGCAACCGACGACUAUACCCUCCACUUCUCGCCCGAGGUGGCCAAAGAAAUCAAGGAACAUCUCCUCACCGACUUAAGCAUUUUCCUCACCGACAAUGUCACGGCCCCGUUCAUUGAGGGCAUGGUGGACCACGCCCUUCGCCUGCUCGUCGACCUUUUCCCAGAACUCAGACGCUUCUUCGACUCGACUGCGGGUUUUGACAUCACCGAUCUGAUCAAUGUCAUCCUCAAUAUUGCUCUGAGUGGAUGCUACAUGCACUACUAUGGGACGAAGCCCGACGGCGUUGAUCUCCCUUUCAUGCAGACUGAGUACCAGCCCCAUCCCACUACUCAAGAGUCUUUCCAGAUCGUUCUUUGCCUCAGGGCAAACACGAUGGUCGCCAAGAACCGCGAGCCUUACGUUCUGCAUUUCCGAAGCGGUGGGGUGGUCGCGCUAUUCACCUGGAUGGUGAGGGGGUUCCGAAGCCUCGUCGGUAGCAGCCCCAAUCCUGUUCUGGAGCGACUCGCUGGUCAGGGAUGCCACCCACCCCUUGAUCAGGACUUUAUGGAUCAAGCUCUGGUUCUUCCAAUCGCCAUCAUGAGUAUGGCACUGUAUGGUUGCUAUCACUUUCGCAGCCUAAACGUCAAGGGUAGUGAGAUACUCGAAAGCGAACAGUGUCGGAAUGUACUUUCCCGCAAGCUGGCUACUGCAGGGAGCGCCUUGAGGACAUUCGUCAAGGAAGACCCCGUCGAGUAUGCCGAACUACGCCGCCAUCUCCUUCAUUGUGUCGACAUGUAUACGACUCCGGCGCCGAUACCCGCACCUCUCGAUCUCGGCCUGACCUGGACAGUCGGCAACGCCGUGCACCUCAACUUUGGACGUCCACUCCUUGCACACGCUAGUCAUGUCGCCCUUCACGAGGAGCAUGAGAUGGAUGAUACAGAUGGCGACUCUGUGUCCACCAACGCCGUAACCAGCCACCUCGCGAACAUCCCCGAUCCUGACGCCUUCCUCAUUCCUCGCUUCGACAAUCGUCCUUCCGCUCAACGACGUCGCCUCUUCGAAGCCCUCAGACCUCCUGAGCCCCGUCCAAUCAUUCAAGCCCGAAAGCGGCGGCGGAGCAAUUCGCUAUAG
Messenger RNA from Coprinopsis cinerea okayama7#130, 2898 nucleotides. RefSeq lists its product as hypothetical. The record is from RefSeq and is a predicted model, not a curated record. NCBI's taxonomy places the organism in Eukaryota, Fungi, Basidiomycota, Agaricomycetes, Agaricales, Psathyrellaceae. The transcript has 19 exons. Bases 1 to 2898 code for a protein of 965 amino acids.